AUGGUUCAACACUCCGUCUCCUGGUUCAACACUCCAUCUCCUGGUUCAACAAUCCGUCUCCUGGUUCAACACUCCGUCUCCUGGUUCAACACUCCGUCUCCUGGUUCAACACUCCGUCUCCUGGUUCAACAAUCCGUCUCCUGGUUCAACACUCCAUCUCCUCGUUCAACAUUCCGUCUUCUGGUUCAACAAUCCGUCUUCUGGUUCAACAUUCCAUCUCCUGGUUCAACAUUCCGUCUCCUGGUUCAACAAUCCGUCUCCUGGUUCAACACUCCAUCUCCUGGUUCAACAUUCCGUCUCCUAGUUCAACACUCUGUCUUCUGGUUCAACACUCCGUCUCCUGGUUUAGCACUCCGUCUCCUGGUUCAACACUCCGUCUCCUGGCUCAGCAUUCCGUCUCCUGGUUCAGCAUUCCGUCUCCUGGUUCAACACUCCUUUCCCUGGUUCAACACUUCGUCUCCUGGUUCAAUACUCUGUCUCCUGGUUCAACACUCCGUCUCCUGGUUUAGCACUCCGUCUCCUGGUUCAACACUCCAUCUCCUGGUUCAACAUUCCGUCUCCUCGUUCAACACUCCGUCUUCUGGUUCAACACUCCGUCUCCUGGUUCAACACUCCGUCUCCUGGUUCAGCAUUCCGUCUCCUGGUUCAGCAUUUCGUCUCCUGGUUCAACACUCCUUUCCCUGGUUCAACACUUCGUCUCCUGGUUCAACACUCUGUCUCCUGGUUCAACACUCCGUCUCCUGGUUUAGCACUCCGUCUCCUGGUUCAACACUCCAUCUCCUGGUUCAACAUUCCGUCUCCUCGUUCAACACUCCGUCUUCUGGUUCAACACUCCGUCUCCUCGUUCAACACUCCGUCUUCUGGUUCAACACUCCGUCUCCUGGUUCAACACUCCGUCUCCUGGUUCAGCAUUCCGUCUCCUGGUUCAGCAUUUCGUCUCCUGGUUCAACACUCCUUUCCCUGGUUCAACACUUCGUCUCCUGGUUCAACACUCUGUCUCCUGGUUCAACACUCCGUCUCCUGGUUUAG
Molecule: messenger RNA, 1029 nt
Organism: Bolinopsis microptera
Lineage: Eukaryota; Metazoa; Ctenophora; Tentaculata; Lobata; Bolinopsidae
Exons: 1
Coding region: 1-1029 (342 amino acids)
Source: RefSeq, a predicted model, not a curated record